AUGGCCAGACAAGAAGAAGAAGAUAAAGGUAGAAUUCAAUUGUUGAUAGCAAUGAAGGGCCAUCCAGGCACAGGCAAAACCACCUUAGCCAAUUCCUUAGCCUCAACUCUCAAACUCCCUCUCUUAGACAAAGACGACGUGCGCGACAAACUCCAGAGUCUCCAAGCCUCCUCCUCCUCUUCCGCGUCUUCCGUACUAAACGACGCGUCGAACCGCGUCAUCUGGCAGAUCGCGGCCACCCAGCUACGCCUGGGCCUCAGCGUCAUCGUGGACUCGCCCCUCUCCCGUAGGGCCCACUUCGAGUACCUGGCCCAGUUGGCGUCGUCUAGUGGGGCCCGCCUCUUGAUUGUGGAGUGUAGGCCCAAGGAUGAGGCGGAGUGGCGCCGAAGGCUCGAGCGCCGCGCUGAGGAUGGUGGAGGGCCGGGCUGGCACAAGCCGUCCACGUGGCGGGAUAUGCAGAGGCUAUUGGACGGGUACGGUGGGUGCACGGAGUACGAUGUGGGCGAUGUACCCAAGCUGGUGGUGGAUACUACGGCGGCUUUUGAAGUCGAGGAGCUUGUCUCCAGUGUGGUCGAGUUUAUCGAAAUUCACAGCCACAGGGGUCGGCGAAUGACAUCUGUCCACCAAGGACUAAAUAUUAUGGAUUAA
Molecule: messenger RNA, 648 nt
Organism: Prunus armeniaca (apricot)
Lineage: Eukaryota; Viridiplantae; Streptophyta; Magnoliopsida; Rosales; Rosaceae
Source: the annotation of a GenBank genome assembly